Lachancea thermotolerans CBS 6340 is the source of this 324-nucleotide messenger RNA. RefSeq names its product Rbl2p (gene RBL2). The coding region runs from base 1 to 324 and encodes 107 amino acids. The transcript has a single exon. The record is from RefSeq and is a predicted model, not a curated record. Gene Ontology annotation, cellular component: microtubule cytoskeleton; cytosol. Gene Ontology annotation, biological process: tubulin complex assembly; post-chaperonin tubulin folding pathway. Gene Ontology annotation, molecular function: beta-tubulin binding. NCBI's taxonomy places the organism in Eukaryota, Fungi, Ascomycota, Saccharomycetes, Saccharomycetales, Saccharomycetaceae.
AUGGCUCCCUCCCAAUUAGAAAUCAAAGUCAGGUCUUUACAAAGGCUGGUUAAGGAAGAGAAGUACUACCAACAAGAGCUGUCGGAUCAAAAAGCUCAUGUGGAGAACCUGAAGGCUAACUCCGAGGUUGAUCCAUAUGACUUAAAGAAGCAGGUGGAGGUUCUCCAAGAUACCCAGAGGCUUCUGCCGGCACUUUAUGAAAAGAUUGGCCAGUUUAAGGAGGACCUCGUGCAGUUCACAAAGACGUACAGCGGCAGCGAGGAUCUCGGGAGCUCAAAGCAGGUGCUCAAAGAAGCUGCGGAUCUGCUCGAACAGAAGCGCUGA